AUGACUCCUCCGAAUAUCAAGCGGUUGAUUUUAACUACUGCGGUCGUUUCUAUCACUAUCACCGGCACUCUUUAUGGAGCUGGUCUUAAAACAAAUCAAGAAAUUGCCGAGACAGCAAAGCAACGGCAAGAAUCGACGUUCGAUGAGCAAACCAAAGCCCUCCAGGGUAUGCGCUCCAACUUGGUCGCUCGGAGAGGCAUAAUUGAAAACCAGAUACGAGACUUGGAUGCAAGGAUGCUCGAGAAGCAGCAGAAAGGCAUCGGUGGUGAUGAUCAAGAUCAACCGAGUGGAGGUCGAUGA
Molecule: messenger RNA, 300 nt
Organism: Penicillium hordei
Lineage: Eukaryota; Fungi; Ascomycota; Eurotiomycetes; Eurotiales; Aspergillaceae
Exons: 2
Coding region: 1-300 (99 amino acids)
Source: RefSeq, a predicted model, not a curated record